AGUGUCACCCAAUAAGCAGGAAACAAACUGUUUCUAUUAAUAUGACAGUGCAGGGGAGUUAUUUGGUGAAAGCUGUUCAUGAGAAGAGUCUAAAUUCUGUGGGGUAGAAAGAAAGGCUUUGACUCCAAAAAGUAAGAAGAGCCUUUCAAAAAAGGGCAGAUGUUUUGUGCUGUGGGGUGAGUUGAUGCAACUGUUCUCAAACUUCACAAUUAUGGAUGGAGUUGUCUCACCCUCAGAAUCAGCAAUGUCUGGAUUCCACUCCACGUGUGAGCUGUUGAUUGUCCAUUCUUGCGAGGCUCAGGAAUGGGCUACAUAUCUGCAGAAGAUCUUGAAGUCGUCACGCAAGUUUCCCAAAAGGUCUAUCGUAUUGUAUGCAGUUGACAGUGCUGACCAGCUACAUGGAUGCGAACUGAACAUUUUCUAUAAUAGUAAAUGCAUCGUGCUGCUGCUGACAACAGCAAUCCUGGACAUUCUAAAUGACCCUGAAGUCCUGGGAACUUUUCAGAGACUCCUUCAUCCUCCACACAGAGUGGUGGCGCUGUUGUGUGGGAUGUCGGGCGAUGACGUACCCACUGAAUGGUUUGAAAACUGGCAGAGCUGGAGAAAACUGUAUGCUGAAGACGAACCUGCUCUUUACAUCUCCACCAUUCUAGAAUCCAUCGCUGACUGUAAUACAGAAGAGGCUGAACAUGAGGCGGAAGCUACAGCAAAAACAGAAGCAAAAACAGAGCGCGAAAUCCCUGUGGUUAUGAACCCCAAAGCUGAGGGGACAGAGGAAGAGUCAGUAACAGAACCAGAGUGUGUCCAGGAUGACAAUGACGAUGUGAGAACAGAGAUCCACCCAAACCAGGAAAUGAGCCCCACACAACCCACCUGCCUCACUGUUCAACCAAACAGAGUUUUAUGCGGGGACCAUGCAACUAUUUUUAUAAUCUUUUCUAAUAAACUGGACAACCAGUUGAAAAUGGAGGUGGUGUUUGCCUCUGAAGAUUCAACUGCAAAACGGGUUCUAGGGAUUUUGGAGAAUGAAUACACUAUCAGUAUUAAUGCGCCUGAUAUGCCAGCAGGAGAGGUGUCACUCACUCUGUAUAGCAACGACUCACCAGUCUGUUUGAGGCCUGUAACAUACUACACAGCCAUGGGAGAAAUCAGCCGUUAUCUUCAACAUGCAGCUGCUCCCCUGAACUUUAUGUGUCAGGCAUUCAAUUUAACAUCCAAUACCACAGAGUCACUUGACAAUUUGCUGACAGACUCAUUACAAUGCAGGAUCCCUGCAAGUGGACUCCAUGUGUUUGGAAUCAGACAGCUAGAGGAAGACAAUAUGGCUGCAUAUCAGCGAAAGGAGGAGCUUCCCACUCUGCUUCAUUUUGCAGCAAAGUACGGGCUGAAGAAGCUGACAACAGUCCUGCUACAGUGUCCAGGUGCCUUACAGGCCUACAGCGUGAUGAAUAAGAAUGGAGAUUACCCAAAUACACUGGCAGAGAGGAGUGGCUUCUCUGAACUGAGACAGUUCAUAGAUUACUUUGUGGAGACAGCUGGCACGGCGGAAGAAGAUGAGGAGGUGUACGAGUCCAACUCUUCUCAAGACAUCAUGAAUGACUCCCUAAACCCUGGGUGUCAAGAAGACAUCUACGAGACCAUGUCCAACUCUUCUCAAGACAUCAUGAACGACUCCCUAAACCCUGGGUGUCAAGAAGACAUCUAUGAGACCAUGACCGAGUUAAACCAUGACUCCGGGGAAGACCUAUAUGAGGACAUGGAGAAGGCUUUAGGAGAGUCUCAUAACCCGGAGGAAGUCAUACUUAGAACAUUUUUUCAAGGUAAACCUGAUGCAGGUGUGCCCCAAGUUGGGGAGGAUACAACUGAUGAAGAGGUGGGAGACCAGGUGGAAGAACCAGAGGGGUUUGAGGACGAAGAACUUUACAACAUGUGUGUUUCUGAUCAAAUCUAUGACACGUUGGACGAGAGUGCAAGCUAUCUCCCGGAAAUUGUCAACCGUCCACCAGCCCCCAUUCCGAGACCUGUAACAUUUUCAGAGCCUGAGGAGUCCAAGACGUACAUUUCAAGAGUGUUUUCAGCAAAAGAAGAAUCAAGUCCACAGACGGACCUCAGAGAAACAGAGUCGUUCACUGUGAGGCCUGUGAGAGAUGGAGCCUCCACCUCCUCUUCCCACGACCCCUAUGCUGAGGUGAAGACUCAAGGCCAGAGGCAGCUCAUAGCCUUGCAGGAGAAGGUGAAGGUGGGGGUCCUGAGUGUGGAUGAUGCUGUCAAGGAAUUCAAGGCCUGGCAGUUUGAUGAGGAUAGGAGAUCUCAGUCUCUGCGUAAUCAACAGGAAAAUUUGAAGAGGUUACGAGGCAGCAUUACCAGACGCCACAAAGAGAGGGAGAAGAUUGGGAAGGAGAUCGGUCUGGAGAUAACCGCCCCACUACAGAGGAACCUUCCCUGGGGCGCCAACAUGGCUGUGGAGUGUUCUGUGUACGAGUCCACCCCACGGGUCAUUGCCCAACCCCCUCCUGUGAUCCGGUCAAGCCAGAGAGACACCUGGAAGACUGGCAGUACCUCCAGCACAUCCAGUACUGGCAGUAACAGACUCAGCACACAUAGUACGAUUAGCUACAGCAGUGGAACUGAGCCUGACAUUGAGGACACAGCAGACUUCCUCCCUCUACCCCCACUCCCUCUACCCCCACUCCCUCUACCCCCACGGCCCGCUGAGGCCGCACCUCUACCUCCUCCCCCCAGAAUCCCACCACGACUCCCAGACCGGGCUGUUGAGAGUUUGCUGGAGGAGCGUUACGUGUCAUACCCCUCUCGAGCUCUCCCUCAGAGACCACCUCAGAGGAACAACUCUCCCCCUCUCAUACCCCGGAGAACACGAUGACACACAGUUCUGCUGUUAUAGCAUUUCAAAUGACUGCCCUCUAAAAUAUCUGUCAGGAACAAAUCAGGCAGUGUUACUUACAGUAUUCAUACCCCUUGACUUAUUCCACAUGUUGUUGUGUUCCAGCCUGAAUUCAACAUUUUUUUUUGAACCAUCUACAUACAAUACCCCAUAAUGACAAAGC
Messenger RNA from Oncorhynchus tshawytscha (Chinook salmon), 3065 nucleotides. Its product is annotated as phosphoinositide 3-kinase adapter protein 1. Gene Ontology annotation, molecular function: signaling receptor binding; phosphatidylinositol 3-kinase regulatory subunit binding. Gene Ontology annotation, cellular component: cytosol. NCBI's taxonomy places the organism in Eukaryota, Metazoa, Chordata, Actinopteri, Salmoniformes, Salmonidae. The transcript is spliced from 17 exons. The record is from RefSeq and is a predicted model, not a curated record. Bases 185 to 2881 code for a protein of 898 amino acids.